Messenger RNA from Kazachstania africana CBS 2517, 1920 nucleotides. RefSeq lists its product as uncharacterized. The transcript has a single exon. NCBI's taxonomy places the organism in Eukaryota, Fungi, Ascomycota, Saccharomycetes, Saccharomycetales, Saccharomycetaceae. The record is from RefSeq and is a predicted model, not a curated record. The coding region runs from base 1 to 1920 and encodes 639 amino acids.
AUGAAAUUGAUAAACCUCUAUCAAGCAUUGUCGCUGGUUAUGGGCUACCAAUUGGCCUUAGCCAUGGCAGCGUCUGAAGCCUUCACAAAUUCCACAUCCAAAAAUUCGCUUUCCGCUUCAGGUGUAUUUUCUAACAGUUCAAGCUCAAUUUCGUCAAGUACCAUAUCUUCCUCCCUCUCAAAGACCGGCAGUUCAAGUAUUUUGUCAACCAUCACAUCUUCCGCUUUGAGCUCCACUGAGGGAAAGUCAUCCUCAGCUUCUAUUGGCUCCGCAUCUUACAUAUUUUCCAACUCCUCUUCGAUUGUCGGUUCAAGCACGCUAAGCUCUGCUGUUUCCAGCUCAAGUGCUGCCUCCAGUUCUUCUGCCGUCUCUGGCUCCUCUGCUGCUUCAAGCUCAAGCGCUGUCUCUAGCUCCUCUGCUGUCUCCAGCUCCUCUGCUGCUUCAAGCUCAAGCGCUGUCUCCAGCUCCUCUGCUGUUUCCAGCUCAAGUGCCGCCUCCAGUUCUUCUGCCGUCUCUAGCUCAAGCGCUGUCUCUAGCUCCUCUGCUGUUUCCAGCUCAUCCGCUGUCUCCAGCUCAUCCGCUGUCUCCAGCUCCUCUGCUGCCUCUAGCUCCUCUGCUGUCUCAAGCUAUGCUGCUGUCUCAAGCUCUGCUGCUGUUACCAAUUUGGUUGCUGCCUCAAGCUCUUUCCCAACUUCUAGUGAAUCAGCCUCUUAUUCAUUCUCCAACUCAUCUUCUGCUGCCUCUAGCUCCUCUUCUGUGUCGAGCUCAAGUGCUGUCUCUAGCUCCUCUGCUGUCUCCAGCUCUUCUGCUGCUGCAAGCUCAAGUGCUGCCUCUAGCUCUUCUGCCAUCUCAAGCUCAGCUGCCUCUGCCUUGGACGCUCAGUCAUUGAGUAGAACAACUUCAGCUACAGCCUAUUCUUCUACUGUAAGCUCCUCAUUCCUUGGAUACACUAAUUCAACAGAGUCAUCGACCGCUGCUCAGUCAUCGACUGUUUCGGUACCAGCUUCUAGCACCUCCCCUGUAAGUUCUUCUGUCCUCUCAGAAAGCAUACCAGCUUCAGAAUCCACUGGAUCAGCGUUAGAUGCAGUCUCUGCAAAUAGGGCAAGCUCUUUCGCAGAUUACGUAUCUUCCUCUUCCAACGUUUUGAGCUCCUCAACACCUGUCUCCAAUGCCAUUACCUCCUCCAAUCCUCAAGCUGUUUCAAGCUCAAACCCAGGAAACAAUGUUAUCUCAAGUACAGCAGUUACUACAGCAAGUUCAGACGUUACAAGUGCCAACGGUUCUCUGAUCUCUGGAGCAUCGGAUAUUGCCGGCAUGGAUGAAAGCAGAACUGUUUCCGCUUCUACUAUCACUUCCGCUGCUGAUGACGUUUACGCCACUGUUACCGCCACCGAAACUAACGUGGAGACUGUAACUUGUACUGACACAUCCUGCGAGAACAUUGCUCCAACAUCCACUUCCGCUGCUGAUGACGUUUACGCCACUGUUACUGCCACCGAAACUAACGUGGAGACUGUAACUUGUACAGAAUCAUCUUGCACAAAUGUUGCUAGUAUACUCCACGGCGAAACAGGAACUGCGGGUCAAGAUUCCUCUAACACCAAUACCCAAUCAACUGCCAGUUUGGAGGGUCAAGCCGUCUCUUCAUCUAAGCAAGAGUCAGUUGCCACAAACGGCGCUUCCAUAUCCACUAAUACAGCCGCUCAAGCUACUAUUGUCACUUCUUCUGGUGAAACUACCAUUGUAACUUCUACUACUUCCAUAAACAUGUCCAAUGAAAGUGGCGCUUUAUCCAAUACAGAAACUAUGGCUACCUCUGAGACCGCAUCUGUAACUAUAGCUACGGGUGCAGCCCCAGCAUUAAAUGUUCAUGGUCAUUUACUCGCUACCUUUUUCAUUCUUUUAUCUAUAAUUUUCUGA